AAGUGAGUAGCAAAUUAUUUUUUCCGUAAUUGUAUGUAUAUUAUAUGAACUUAAAGUAUGUGUAGUAUCAAUAUAAAUAUUUUAUAUAAAAUGAGAGAUGUAAAAUAGAAAUAUAAGGUUAAUUAUAUAUAUGUUCGGUUAUCUUCGGAUAUCCAUUCGGGUUCGGAUAUUAUCCGUUCGGGUUCGGAUAUCCAAUCUCUCCUUAUUUAAUAUCCAUUCGGGUAUUUUACUACUUUGGUUCGGAUUUCGGUUCGGGUUUUUCGGAUCGGGUUUGGGUGCCACUUCGGAUAUCGGGUAAAGUGCCCACCCCUAUUAUUAACAAAUGGAAUAAUGAAAAUCCAAUAAUGUAUGAAUAACAAAUUAUUUAUAUGAUAAAGAAUGUAUAAUAAAAUUCAUUGGCUGCUUGAAAGUUGAAUGGUAUACAUUUUAUACACUUGGCAUUUGUAAUGUUGACAAAAGAUAUUUCAAACUGCAUUUUACGUACAACUUACUUAUAUUAUAACAGAAUUAAGUUGGCAAUUAUGUGAUUGACACAUGUUUUUAGCAUUUUUAUUUAAAAAUUAUAAUUUUCAGAAAUUGUUUUAGUUGUUUAUUUUUUUUUAAUUAAUUACACAUAGGCUGUUAGGCGGUUGCAUACCCACAAUUCACGCCAUUUACUACUUUCACUAUCUUCAUUAUUAUUUUAUUGGGUUUUCUAAUCAUAUAUCUUCCACAAAAUAAUUACUAAAGAAUAGCACAACAAAAGGUGAGUCUUGAGACUACGAAGCCAGAGGAACUGAAAUGAAAGAAUUGGAAACAUAUUGGGCAACAUAUUCUCCUUGAAAGGACGACAAGUGUGAGUUAGUUUUUCUUUUAUUUUCUAAAUGAAAAGCAAGCUAUUUUGAACUUUAUUUUCAUCUACCAGUUUUGUUGAUAUUCAUUAUAUAUGUAUGGUUGGCGUCACAAAAUUGACAGGUAGAGGCAAUGAGAGGAACAAUAACAUGAGGAUGAACGAUCGUUUUCAUUUUACUUUUAAUCCGUUUCUCAUUCCAAUUCAUUUUGUAAAGCUUUAUCAUCAAUCAAAAAUCAAGCUUACGUAUACGAGUGGCAAAAUUUUCAGCGAAGAUCAAACCAGCAAAAAAAUCAUCUAAAGACUAGAUAGAAAAUUCACGAACGAAGGCUGGGUUGAAAAUAAGGAGUAGCAUCUCAAAACCCGGGUUCAUGAACUCUAAUGGCCUCUUUUGUGAGUUAUUACCUUUUCACUCCUAUAACUAUUCCUUAUUUCAGUUCAGAAAAAAAAACUAUUCAUUUUUACGUUUCAGUUUAUUCCGUGGAUCUCUACAACAAGUAUUUCUAAUACUAUUUAAAUAUUAUUUAUGAAAUCAUAUCAAGAAAUACAAGAGAAUCAAAAAUAAGAAGAAAUGUUAGUACGUAUAUGAGCAUACAUUCUUUGGUUAACGUGUUUAAUUGCAGAAUAUAAUAAUAAUGUAUUUAGUUGCUAUAAAUUUUAGACAUAUAUGUUUCUUACAAAUGUAUGCUUUUAUCUUAAAAUAUAUCUCUAACUAUUUAAUCAUACCUGAUAAAAUAUUUCUAAAAUACAAAUAUUUUAUAAUUAAACAGUCAUAAUAACUGGUGUUUCAAAAAAAAAACAGUCAUAAUAACAUUUUUUUUUUAACAAAAACAUGUACAUUUAUACCAUUCAUAUAAAAUAUCAAUAUGGAUUUGUAGUUUUGUCUGCUUAUGAUGAAUGGCAGUAUCAUACAAUAUGAAAUGGGGCUAAUGGAGUAGGCUAAUGUUUUAUAUUAUGAGCAAAGAAAAGUAAAUGUUGCUUAGUCAAACCAAGUUUGAAAAAUGGUAUGAAAACAUUAUUUUGUGUUCUUUGUUCUAUGUGUUGGAAGCUUCUUCAACAAAGUUGGUUUGGUAAUAAGACUUAUCCGCAGAGAAGAGACCAAACAAACAACUUGGCGUCUGUCCUGUCACGUCUUCGGGUUUCAACAAGGUCGUUUUUGACGACUAUAUUCUUUGUUUCUUGUAGGAAGUAGGUCCCAAACUCCACCUUAAAUUACUUAAAGAAUUAACGAGUUCUUCAACUUGAUUAUUCGUCACUGCGUCUUCUUCAAGUAACGAACAAGCGUAUAUGAUUUAACCCUCCAAGAACUUUAUUCCACUGCUAUUUUCACACAAGAAGUCUCGUAAGAUCUUUGAAACAGGAUCAUAAUACAAUGGACGGUAUAAUGGAAUCAGAGGAAGGACUCAAGGUGGAUUCACCUAACAGAACAGAAGCAGAGACCUCAAACUCAAAAACCCCUGAAGAAGAAGUUAAGACAGAGGCUGUUCUGAAAGAAGAGAAGAAAAAAACAGAUGAGAAGAAGAAGAAAGAAGAGGACGACGAGAAGACAAAAACGGUGCCGUUUUACAAGCUGUUUGCCUUUGCAGAUUCCUUUGACAUUAUUUUGAUGAUCCUCGGGACUAUUGGUGCUGUGGGAAACGGUCUUGGCUUCCCUAUCAUGACCAUCCUAUUCGGAGAUGUCAUUGAUGUGUUCGGACAGAACCAAAAUAGUUCAGAUGUUUCAGACAAGAUCGCCAAGGUUGCUCUGAAAUUUGUAUACCUUGGACUAGGAACUCUAGUGGCAGCCCUACUCCAGGUUUCUGGUUGGAUGAUCUCUGGGGAGAGACAAGCUGGGAGAAUAAGAAGUUUAUAUCUAAAAACCAUAUUGAGACAAGACAUUGCCUUCUUCGAUGUCGAAACAAACACAGGAGAAGUUGUUGGAAGAAUGUCUGGUGACACUGUCCUUAUACAAGACGCCAUGGGAGAGAAGGUUGGUAAGGCUAUACAGCUGAUAUCAACUUUUAUCGGUGGAUUUGUCAUAGCUUUCGCGGAAGGAUGGCUUCUUACAUUAGUCAUGGUAUCUUCAAUACCACUACUAGUAAUCUCUGGUGCAGCUCUAGCCAUCGUCAUUUCGAAAAUGGCUUCACGUGGACAAACUUCUUAUGCGAAAGCUGCGGUUGUAGUUGAGCAAACAGUUGGAUCCAUAAGAACCGUUGCAUCCUUUACAGGAGAGAAACAAGCUAUAAGCAGUUACAAUAAACAUCUCGUCUCUGCUUAUAGAGCAGGUGUGUUUGAAGGAGCUUCCACAGGGAUUGGUCUCGGUACACUCAACAUUGUCAUCUUUUGCACUUAUGCUUUAGCUGUUUGGUACGGUGGGAAGAUGAUACUGGAGAAAGGGUACACGGGAGGACAAGUUCUCAUCAUCAUCUUCGCGGUUCUAACCGGUUCCAUGUCGUUAGGACAAGCGUCUCCUUGUUUAAGCGCCUUCGCAGCUGGUCAAGCCGCUGCGUACAAAAUGUUCGAAACGAUCAAAAGAAAGCCGGAGAUUGAUGCUUCUGAUACGACCGGGAAGGUUCUUGAUGAUGUUAGAGGAGAUAUAGAGCUUAUAGAUGUUAACUUUAGCUACCCGGCGAGGCCAGAAGAGCAGAUUUUUCGCGGGUUUUCGCUCUCUAUCUCGAGUGGCUCCACGGUGGCGCUGGUUGGGCAGAGUGGGAGUGGGAAGUCUACUGUUGUGAGUUUGAUAGAGAGGUUUUAUGAUCCGCAGAGUGGUGAAGUGAGGAUCGAUGGUGUUAACCUUAAAGAGUUUAAGCUGAAAUGGAUCAGAAGCAAGAUAGGACUUGUGAGUCAAGAACCUGUUCUGUUCACUUCGAGUAUUAAAGAGAACAUUGCUUACGGGAAAGAAGACGCUACGGUUGAAGAGAUUCGUAAGGCUACAGAGCUUGCAAAUGCAUCUAAGUUCAUUGAUAAGCUUCCUCAGGGUUUAGACACGAUGGUUGGAGAACAUGGGACACAGCUUUCAGGUGGACAGAAACAGAGGAUCGCGGUGGCGAGAGCGAUCUUAAAAGAUCCAAGAAUCUUGCUUUUAGACGAAGCAACAAGCGCGCUUGAUGCAGAGUCUGAGAGAAUAGUUCAAGAAGCUCUUGACAGGAUCAUGGUUAACAGAACAACUGUUGUUGUCGCUCAUAGAUUGAGCACUGUGAGAAAUGCAGACAUGAUUGCUGUGAUUCAUCAAGGAAAGAUCGUUGAGAAAGGUUCUCACUCUGAGCUCCUAAGAGACCCUGAAGGAGCUUACUCUCAGCUCAUACGACUUCAAGAAGACAACAAAAAGUCUGAAGACUCGACAGAAGAGCAGAAGAUAUCAACGGAGUCUAUGAAACGGUCUAGCUUGAGAAAGUCAUCGCUAAGCCGGUCUUUAAGCAAAAGAUCACCUUCUUUCUCCAUGUUUGGUUUUCCAGCAGGCAUAGAGGCAACCAACGAAACCAAACCAGAGAUCAAGGAAGAUGAGACAGUACACAAGAAAGUAUCAUUCCUUAGAGUAGCUGCUUUAAACAAACCAGAGAUUCCAAUGCUUAUACUCGGAUCCAUAGCCGCUGUUCUAAACGGAGUGAUACUUCCCAUCUUUGGGAUACUAAUCUCAAGCGUGAUCAAAGCGUUUUUCAAACCACCUGAGCAGUUAAAAUCCGAUACAAGCUUUUGGGCACUCAUCUUCAUGCUUCUUGGUGUAGCUUCAAUGGUGGUGUACCCGGCGCAAACCAUCUUUUUCUCAAUAGCCGGAUGUAAACUGGUUCAGCGGAUAAGAUCGAUGUGUUUUGAGAAAGUGGUUCACAUGGAAGUUGGAUGGUUUGAUGAGACUGAGAACUCGAGUGGUGCUAUUGGAGCUAGGCUUUCUGCUGAUGCUGCUACGGUUCGCGGUCUUGUUGGAGAUGCAUUGGCUCAAACCGUACAGAAUCUUGCGUCUGUCACGGCUGGUGUGGUCAUUGCUUUUGUGGCGAGCUGGCAGUUAGCUUUCAUUGUUUUGGCGAUGCUUCCGUUGAUCGGGCUUAAUGGUUAUAUUUACAUGAAGUUCAUGGUUGGUUUCAGUGCAGAUGCAAAGAGAAUGUACGAAGAAGCGAGCCAAGUAGCGAACGAUGCGGUAGGGAGCAUAAGAACGGUUGCUUCAUUCUGUGCAGAGGAGAGAGUGAUGAAAAUGUAUAAGAAGAAAUGUGAAGGUCCUAUGAAGACAGGAAUACGUCAAGGCAUAGUUAGUGGUAUCGGCUUUGGAGUUUCUUUCUUCGUCCUCUUUGCUUCUUAUGCUGCCAGUUUCUAUGCCGGUGCAAGGCUUGUCGAUGACGGCAAAACAACCUUUGAUGCGGUUUUCAGGGUUUUCUUCGCUUUGACAAUGGCGGCUGUAGCUAUUUCUCAGUCGAGUUCACUGUCUCCUGAUUCAAGCAAAGCUAGCAAUGCCGCUGCAUCCAUCUUCGCGGUUAUAGACAGAGAAUCGAAGAUUGAUCCAAGUGAUGAGUCUGGGAGAGUUCUUGAUGAUGUCAAAGGAGAUAUUGAACUUCGUCAUGUUAGUUUCAAGUAUCCAUCAAGACCAGAUGUUCAGAUCUUCCAGGAUCUUUGUCUCUCUAUUCGAGCCGGAAAGACAAUAGCUUUGGUUGGAGAGAGUGGAAGUGGGAAAUCGACAGUGAUUGCUUUGCUGCAGAGGUUUUACGAUCCUGAUUCAGGUCAGAUCACUCUUGACGGAGUUGAGAUCAAGACCUUGCAGCUGAAAUGGCUAAGGCAGCAAACAGGGCUGGUGAGCCAAGAACCGGUUUUGUUCAAUGAAACCAUCAGAGCAAACAUUGCUUAUGGAAAAGGAGGAGAUGCUUCUGAAACUGAGAUCAUAUCUGCAGCUGAGCUAUCUAACGCUCAUGGCUUCAUUAGUGGUCUACAACAGGGCUAUGAUACAAUGGUGGGUGAGAGAGGAGUUCAACUAUCAGGAGGGCAGAAGCAGAGAGUGGCUAUAGCAAGAGCAAUUGUCAAAGACCCUAAGGUGCUGCUACUGGAUGAAGCAACAAGCGCUCUAGACGCUGAGUCAGAGCGUGUGGUCCAAGAUGCGUUGGACAGGGUUAUGGUUAACAGAACAACCGUGGUGGUGGCACAUCGGUUAUCAACAAUCAAGAACGCAGAUGUAAUUGCAGUGGUUAAGAAUGGAGUAAUAGUUGAGAAAGGAAAGCAUGACACUUUGAUUAAUAUCAAAGAUGGUGUCUACGCUUCUUUAGUACAGCUUCAUCUAAGUGCUUCUACUUAAAACAUUUAUAUAGAUUAUUACCAUUUGUGAGUAAUAUACAGCGGAAAUGAAAUUUUCAAUUUAUAGGUUCA
Messenger RNA from Brassica rapa (field mustard), 6151 nucleotides. RefSeq names its product ABC transporter B family member 21. The record is from RefSeq and is a predicted model, not a curated record. NCBI's taxonomy places the organism in Eukaryota, Viridiplantae, Streptophyta, Magnoliopsida, Brassicales, Brassicaceae. Gene Ontology annotation, molecular function: ATP binding; ABC-type oligopeptide transporter activity; ATP hydrolysis activity. Gene Ontology annotation, cellular component: mitochondrial inner membrane. Gene Ontology annotation, biological process: oligopeptide export from mitochondrion.